Molecule: messenger RNA, 2814 nt
Organism: Rotaria sp. Silwood2
Lineage: Eukaryota; Metazoa; Rotifera; Eurotatoria; Philodinida; Philodinidae
Source: the annotation of a GenBank genome assembly
AUGCAAUCAUUUAUGAAUCGUGAUUAUGUAUGUUAUACUAUGCAACCAUUAAUAAAAGAAGAAAUAACUAUUAAUAAUGGACUUUCAAGAUCAAAAACAAUUAAUGGAAACUUUUCUAAAUCAUAUAAACGAGAAUUAGAACAUCUAUUGAACUAUUCAGCUAGCAAUUUAAAAUAUACAUCGAAGCGUCAAGCAAAUUAUGUACAUAAAAUGAAUGAAACAAUCGAUAUAUUAAAUAGUAUACCUUUAAUUAUAUUAGCUAGUAUAACUUCACAUAGAUUUUAUAUUUCUAUUCGAAACAUAACUCGAGAUCUUUUACUCGACUGGUAUUCUUCUUAUGAAUUAACUGAAGAAGAAAUAUAUCUUUUAUAUAAUUGUAUUCGUUUUUUUCAUCGACUUGUUAAUGCUAUUAAAGAUGUAACAAAACUUGCAUCAUGGUUACUUGAUCGAUCAUUUAUAAAUGCAUUAGCUAAAUGUAUGAAUGAUAUUGAUCGAUUACUUUCUUUUAAUGAAGAAAAACAAAAUUUCGAACACCUUUCAAGUCUUUUCGAUAUGUUUAAUACAUUUUAUCAACGAUUACCUUCAAAAAUACAAUAUGAAAAUGAAUUUUAUCGAUUAUUUGAAGCAACAAUGGAUUGUCUUGUUUCUUCAAAUUAUGAACGAGCAUUUAAACAAUUAAAAACUAAUGCUCAAUCAAUAACAACUAAACAAAAAUUUUUUCUUAUUCAAUGUCCAUCUUUUUUUACUAUGUACAAUGGAUCAUACUCUGAUGAGAUUAUGAAACAAUUGUUAGAUACAAUGGUAACUCGUUAUGCAUCUAUACUUGAUAAACAUAUUCAAUCGAUAAAAAAAUGGAAAUCUUCAAUCAUUCAUGUUGUUUAUUAUGUUUUAUUAACUAUUACUCAUGCUAAAAGUUUUUAUACACCAUAUGCUAGUGGUCAACCAUUCCAAUGGCUUAUUGAUAAUAUUAUUAGUAUACUCAGUGAAUCUUCUCUAUUAAAAAAAGUCAAUGAAAACAUAAAAACACCUGAAACAAUAUUAAUUAAUUCAGCUCUUCAUACACUUACUGUAUUUAUUCAUGAACCUGAUCUGCUUGUAUAUAUAAAAGAACUUAAAAUAACACCCCUAUUUCGUUCAUUAACAUCAUUACCUAAUGAAUCUAUUGUUAUUCAUGGAUAUAUUAUACUUUCGUAUACAUUAGAAGAAAAUGAUAUAAAAGCAUCAGAAAAAGAUUCUGGUCGUUUACUUUCAAAUAUAUUUGAUUUAUUAAGAAAAAAUAUUCGAUCAUUAAUAAAAACAAAUCAAAAUAUCGAACUUAUUGAAUGUAAUAUUUCUUUACUUGUUGAAACUGUUCAAGUUCUUCUUCAACAUGAUCAAAUCAAAAGUGAACUAUUAAAACAAAAUGCAUUAUCUUUAUUAAUUGAUAAUUAUCAACAUCUUAAUGAUCAAUCAAAACGAUUAUUACUUGAUUCUCUUGGUUCAAUAACAUUUGAUAAAGAAGCAGCAAGUAGAUUACGUGAAAAUACACAAUUUAUUAAUUCAGUUGAAAUUAUGCGAAAAUCAUCUAAUGAUGGAAUUAAAAAAGCAGCAGAAAAAAUUAUUUGGAAUCUUUUUGAAGAACCCGAAAAGAUGGCUCAACAAAAAGAGAAAACAAUUAGAGAAAGUACUGAUUCGAUUGAUGAACAACAACAAGAAGAAGAAAAAGAUAAAUCUAAAGUAGAAGAAUAUCUUUAUGAUAUAAUGAUAUCUUAUUGUCAUGCUGAUAAACAACUUGUUAAUAGAAUUCAUAAAUUUCUUGUUGAUAAAGGGUUUAAAGUUUGGAUUGAUCGAGAUAAUAUAUAUGGGCCAGCAAUGCAAGCUAUGGCUGAUGCUGUAGAAAAUUCUGAAUUUGUUAUUAUUUGUAUGUCAGACUCCUAUAAACGUAGUGUUUACUGUCAAGCUGAAGCUGAAUAUGCAUUUCGUUGUAAACGACGUUUAAUACCAAUCAUUGUACGUCAAGGUUAUCGUGCUGAUGGAUGGUUAGGUUUAUUAAUUGGUAGUCGAAUCUAUGUAGAUUUUAGUCGAUUAGAAUUUAAUAAAGCAUGUGCAAUACUUUUAAAAGAAAUGACAUUACAAAAAGAAAGUCAACUCAAUAAUAAUCCAAUUGAUAAUCAUACUUUACAUGAAAGUCAAUUAAAUUUAACAAAACAAACAACGUUUGAUAAUAACAAAUCAUUAACAUCAAAAGCAAUUGAAACUAAAGAAAAACCAAAGUUACCUAGUGAAUAUUUAAAUCGUAAUACAAUGAAAUCAACAUAUUCUUCAAAUUCAAUUAAACAAUGGACACAACAAGAUGUACUAGAUUUUUUAUACGAUUCAAAUUUUCAUUAUAUGAUGCCAUUAUGUGAAUUCAUGACAGGUCAUGGAUUAUUAAAACUUUUUCAAAUGUGUCUAACAUCACCAAGUCGUUUUUAUAUUCAAUUAAAUGAAGAAUUAACUUCACGAUUUAAUGGUUUACGUUUACCUAUUGGUAUCUUUACACAAUUUCUUAGUGAAAUAGAUCAAUUAACUAGUUCAUCAUCAAUAUCUAACAUAGAAGCUAUUGAACAAGAUGCACUUCAGUCUACAUCUGUUUUACCAUCAUCGUCAUCACCACCUCCAGUUAUUGUUAAAAGUAGUCUAAAUAAAUCUGGUUCUACUUCAUUAUUAGGAUCACCAAUUCAAUCAAUAGUCCAACAUAGUCCUAUAUUAUCUCCACAGGAAAUAGUAUCACGUACUCUUACAGCAGUUAAAACAUCAUGUAAUGUUCAUAUUACCGAACGAACUACCUAUUGA